AGUCUAUCGCAGGACCGGUUUCGUGUCGACCUGAAAACGUCAAACCAAGAGAGACACGGGUAGACUACGCAUCCGAAUACUUUCAAAAUCCAGGCUGCACAGAGGAGCGGGACAAUGCCACACAACUUCCAGCCCGGAGACCUGGUCUUCGCUAAAAUGAAGGGAUACCCCCACUGGCCAGCCAGGAUUGAAGAUGUGGCUGAUGGAGCAGUGAAACCACCCCCCAAUAAAAUCCCCAUUUUCUUCUUUGGGACACAUGAGACAGCAUUCCUCGCACCAAAGGACCUUUUUGCAUAUGAAAAGUACAGAGAACGUUAUGGGAAGCCCAACAAAAGAAAGGGAUUCAAUGAAGGUUUAUGGGAGAUUCAGAACAAUCCACAUGCCUCCUACAGCGCUCCACCUGUACCGGCGAGCUCAUCAGACAGCGAGGGUAACAAUGCCGGAGGUGGGAGCGAUGAGGAGGAUGAGGAUGAGGAAGCUGCUGUUCCUCAAAAAGCCGACUCAGGAAGUGAGGUCGAUUCAGAUUCUGGGAGUGAAGACCGAGGCAGAGGAGGGGGAGGAGGAGGAGGAGGAGGAGGAGUGAAGCGAAAGCCACAGGCUCCUAAGAGGCCUCCUCCUCCUAAAAAAGCUCGGGGCUCAUCUAGUGACCGCAACGAAGAGGACAGUGGAUCCCCGUCUGAAUCGGAACCCACGCCUUCAGAGUCUGACUCCGGGAAAAACAGUGACCAGGAUUUUACCCCAGAGAAGAAAUCUGGAGGACGAGGAGGUGGAAAGAAAGCAGGAGGCAGAGGAAAGAAAAAGAAGGCUACGUCUGACUCGGAUUCAGAAUCGAGAUCAGGCUCAGAGAAGAAAGUAGUGGACAGCGACUCUGAGGAUGACAAACCUCGACCAGCUCUCUCCGGCUCAGAAUCCCAGUCUGGCUCCAAGUCCGAUUCAGAUUCAGAUCCACCUCCUCGGAAGGGCCCGCAGGCUCGCAAGAAAGAGAAGCCUGCCCCGAAGCCUCGUGCACGAAAACCCAAACCUGCCCCGGCAAAGCGGGCACCUUCAUCAUCCUCCGACAGUGACAGUGACAGUGAGCCUGACCGCAUCAGCGAAUGGAAGAAACGAGACGAGGAACGCAGACGAGAGCUGGAGGAGCGCCGGAAAAAGGAGGAGGCAGAGGAGCUCCGCCGGCUACGCGAGAGAGAGAAGGAGGAAGAGGAGAAAAAGAAGAAAGAUAAGGAUAAGGGCAAAAAAGGGAGCGACAGUGACAGCAGCAGUAGCUCGGAUGAAGGUAUAGACGACCACCCGUUGAAGAAGUCUAAGAAACCUCCUCCGCCCCCAAUUCCUGCACCCUCAGACUCUGAUUCUCCACCACCAGCUGAGGUGAAGAAACCAUCCAAGAAGUUAGACAACCAGAAGAAGGCCAGAGGAAAGAAAGAGAAGGAGAGAAAAGAACGAAAGGAGAAAGAGCUGAAAGAGAAGAAAGCUAGACAGUCAGAGGAGAAGUCCAGAGUGAGGUCUAAGCCUGAAAAACCCAAACGCAAACCGGAGAGGGUGCCAGAGAAGAAAGUGGAAAAGAAAAAGGAGCCAUCACCAGAAGAAAGGCUACAGAAACUCCAUACAGACAUAAAGUUUGCACUUAAAGUGGAUAACCCUGACAUAGAGCGAUGUUUACAAGCACUGGAAGAGCUCGAGGCUGUACCCGUCACCAGCCAGAUCCUCCAUAAAAAUGCUGAAGUUAUUGCCACACUAAAAAAGAUUCGGCGGUAUAAAGCCAGUGCUGCUGUCAUGGAAAAGGCUACUGAUGUCUACAACAAGUUAAAACUUCGCUUCGUGGGCAAGGCAGAGGUGGCAGCUAAACCUAAAACAGAGAACAAAGAAGAGGAGGAAGAUGGUGAGAAGGAGACACACGAUGCAGAUUCUACUCCUGUAAAUGGGGAAUCAGAGCAGAAAAAGAAUGACACAGAGGUUGAGGAAAAACCAAAAUCGCCUGCACCAGAGGAGAACAACGACGAAGCCUCUUCAAGUCCAAACAGACGGAGCCCUGACAGCCCAGCUGAUCAACUGACACACACGUAUGAAGAAGCAGACAACUCCAUCUCUGCAGAGAUGGAACCACCUGCCAUAGAAAGCUAAAGGACCCUUAAGAACCACUGCAGUGGACCAAGUGCUAAAAGAUGGUGGCCUCUGUUUGACGUCAUACAGUGCUCCUCGCCCUACAACAUGGCAACACACACCCAGCAUUUCCUACAGUAACUGUCGAUAUAGAUGUUCUGGACAUUUGGCACUACGAUGAUAUCAAACCAGAAACCCCUUUUUGUUCACACCUUUUGGUCCAUUAUUUAUCGCAGCAAAAAGGAAAGCUUACUAGCGUCAUAGUUUGUGGCACUGCGCAAACCUCUUUUUUUAUUUCUGAAUUGUUCCUUUUAUACGACAUUUGGCCCGUCCUGGAUCGUCACCUCUGAAACCCCUGCUCAUGGCUACUUUGUUCUUUGUACAAUAUGAACUCGUAUUUUGUUUGUUCAUACCUUAUGCACAUUGAAUGAUACAUUUUUAGCACCUCUAACUGGACAUUAUCUUGGGGUAGUAUGAGAAGAAACUUUAAUGAUUCUUGCAGGGAAUCGGGGAAGCAAUGCUGUUAAUUUGUUGCUUUGAAGAUUUUGUGCAGCCCUAACAUCCAUUGGUUUCAUUUUAUAAAGCCUGCAAAACAUCACAAAUGCCUCUUGUCUGCGUGUAUGACACUGUGAGAGUGGUAAAGUACUAUUUGUGAGUCUUAUAUGUUACGUAUUUUUUUAAUUAUCAGGUCUUGAUCCAGUUACUCUAGUAUGAAAUGUCACUUUUACUGUUUUUCACUGAGGUCCACCUACUUUUUUUAUAACCUUGUUUUCAUAUAGUUCCAGUUUUGUCUAAAAUAACAAUUUAUGUGGAGUAAAACAACAUGCACUCCCCUCUCCCCUAGUGUCUGCUUUCAGUAACUUGCAUAAAUGGAAUAACCAUACAGAUGAAUACCUGCCCUUGAAAGCUAUCGAGAUCUCCUGUAGCUGCAGCCUAUUUGGACAUUUUUCUUGUCAUGUGCAUACAGGUGUUUUUAGUGCUAUGUAAAUUGGUAAAGCAUUUCUAUCGUUUAGUUGAGACUUGAAUAAAAAUCUCAGCAUGG
Mugil cephalus (flathead mullet) is the source of this 3139-nucleotide messenger RNA. It is a transcript of the gene hdgfl2, whose product is annotated as HDGF like 2. NCBI's taxonomy places the organism in Eukaryota, Metazoa, Chordata, Actinopteri, Mugiliformes, Mugilidae. The transcript has 17 exons. Gene Ontology annotation, molecular function: transcription coregulator activity; double-stranded DNA binding. Gene Ontology annotation, cellular component: nucleus. The coding region runs from base 115 to 2118 and encodes 667 amino acids. The record is from RefSeq and is a predicted model, not a curated record. Gene Ontology annotation, biological process: regulation of transcription by RNA polymerase II.